AUGGAUGGAAUUGCCAACACCAUCAUAGUCGGCAGAGUUGAUGUGGAAAAGGUGACAACGUUAACAAACCCAUAUGUGGAUGCCUUGAAGAGUCUGUGGAGCGACCCAGGGGUUCAGGAAUGUUACAGUCGGAGGAGGGAAUACCAGCUCUCAGAUUCAGCCAAGUACUAUCUGAGUGACUUGGCUCGAAUCGCUGAUUCUUCUUAUCUGCCAACCCAGCAAGACAUCCUGAGGGUCAGAGUGCCCACAACAGGUAUAACAGAGUAUCCAUUUGACCUGGAGGGUGUGGUGUUCAGGAUGGUGGAUGUAGGUGGCCAGCGCUCUGAGAGGAGGAAGUGGAUCCACUGUUUCGAGAAAGUCACGUCCAUCAUGUUCUUGGUGGCACUCAGCGAGUACGAUCAGGUCCUUGCUGAGUCCAGCAGCGAGAAUCGAAUGGAGGAAAGCAUGGCUUUGUUCAAGACGAUCAUAACCUACAAAUGGUUUGACAAGUCCUCAAUCAUCUUGUUUCUCAACAAGAUAGAUCUGCUGGAGGAAAAAAUCAUGUACUCACAUUUGGUGGACUAUUUUCCUGAGUAUGAUGGUCCGCAGCGGGACGUCCAAGCAGGAAAAAAAUUCAUCUUGGACAUGUUUGAAAGCCUCAAUCCUAACGAGGACAAAAUCAUCUACUCCCACUUCACGUGUGCCACAAACACAGACAACAUUCGAUUCGUCUUCUGUGCGGUCAAGCACCACAUCUUGCAGUGCAACCUGGAAGACCAGAACUUGGUUUAGAUGCUGGCGGUUGCUACGUAAUCUAAUCGUCUCGGUGCAGCUGGCAGUCAGGAGCGCUCUGCAGUGACUGUUAGAUGCUGCUCGGCAAUAUAAUCCAAAACAGGAAAUUGAGAAGCUUCAGAGCUUGUCAUCAAAUGACUGUACUACUGAUGCAUUUCAAAUUUUCUUGUUAGACUCUGUAAAUGGAUGUCUCCAGCUAUUAUGAAGUGUGACCUGCCAAUUAAAGUGCUGCCUUUUGGAGGAGUCUAAUAUAGCACGCACUCUGAAAUUUAUGGAGCGCUUCGUGGGCGUUUUUUUUUUGAGCAGUGUAAAUGUACACUGGUGGAUUAAUAGGAGGAAAAGUAUUGGAAGUGGUGGCCACAAAUGCCUUUGAGGUACUGAGAUGCACUAGAUGUCUUUCUCUGGUUGGAACACUGGAACUGAAUGCAGACUGUAUGGAUGGACUGCAACACUUCACAUCACUUACCCAACUUGUCAGUUGUUUUCAUUUUCUUUUAUGCUCUAAACUGGUUUGAAAUUAUUAGUUUUUUUUGUAUCUAAACUGAAAGAGAUCUAGUCAUAUUUAACACUAAUGACAUGUUUAUCAAAUAUAAACAUAACACAAAAAGAAACAAGUUAUUUAGUUAUGUAUUUCUUUGUUGUUACAAUGCUUCUUGGAAAUAAAUCUUGUGCUGUGGGAGAGUCUGUUUAUUUCCCUUUAAUGGCGCCACAAUUGU
Nematolebias whitei (Rio pearlfish) is the source of this 1487-nucleotide messenger RNA. Its product is annotated as guanine nucleotide-binding protein G(q) subunit alpha. The coding region runs from base 1 to 771 and encodes 256 amino acids. NCBI's taxonomy places the organism in Eukaryota, Metazoa, Chordata, Actinopteri, Cyprinodontiformes, Rivulidae. Gene Ontology annotation, biological process: action potential; adenylate cyclase-modulating G protein-coupled receptor signaling pathway; phospholipase C-activating dopamine receptor signaling pathway. Gene Ontology annotation, molecular function: guanyl nucleotide binding; G protein-coupled receptor binding; GTPase activity. Gene Ontology annotation, cellular component: heterotrimeric G-protein complex. The record is from RefSeq and is a predicted model, not a curated record. The transcript is spliced from 6 exons.